AUCAUCAUCAUCAUCGGCAUCACUAUUUUUCGCCAUGAUCGUUACCAGUUUGAAAAACAUAUAAAUCCAAAAAAAACGAAGGAGUCGGUGGUAACAGUUGUUGAACGGACGAGCGGAAGGCGAACCACUAAGAUCUUGUCACGACGCGACCAGCAGAGUCUUAAUCAUGGUGGGGCCUACUUUAGAUUAAGUGGGUUUUGCAUCUGCUUUACCAAAGCAAAGCGGAGCUGCAUUGUCGGAGAAGGCUGAGGGAGGAGAGGGGAGGGAGAUGGGUCUGCUUACGAAUAGAGUAGAGAGAGAUGAGAUCAAACCAGGAGAUCACAUUUACACUUACAGAGCUGUCUUCACCUAUUCUCACCAUGGUAUCUUCGUUGGGGGAAGCAAGGUGGUUCAUUUUAGACCAAAGCCAAGCUUGGAUUCCAGCAGUAAGUCACCUUCUGACAAAUAUGUGCCAAACUUAGAUUCCAGCAGGGAGUCAUCUUCUGACAAAUAUGAUUCAGUACCAAGCCUCCCAUCAUCUUGUCCAAUAUUUCCUGACUGUGGAUUCCAGCCAUCAAACAGUGGGGUAGUGCUUUCAUGCUUGGAUUGCUUCCUUAGAAAUGGAUCCCUUUACUGCUUUGAAUAUGGGGUGACCCCAUCUGUAUUUCUUGCCAAAGUACGUGGAGGCACAUGCACCACAGCAGCAUCUGAUCUGCCAGAAACAGUUAUCCACCGGGCAAUGUAUCUUCUCCAAAAUGGAUUUGGCAAUUAUGACAUAUUUCAGAACAACUGUGAAGAUUUUGCACUAUACUGCAAAACUGGCCUUCUAAUAGUUGACAAACAAGGAGUUGGAAGGAGUGGCCAAGCUUCCUCUGUAAUUGGCGCUCCCUUGGCUGCCCUUCUUUCUUCCCCAUUAAAGUUGUUGAUGCCAAGCCCAGUGGGUGUGGCAACAGUCACUGCAGGAAUGUACUGCAUGAGCAGAUAUGCAACUGACAUAGGUGUUAGGAGUGAUGUACAAAAGGUACCAGUGGAAGACUUGGCUGUGAACCUCGGCUGGGCAGGUCAUCUUCUGGAAGCACCAGAGGAGAAUGAGGCUGAAGCUUCUAACAGACAAAUUGUGAUGAGGUGAUGUGGAUUUCGUUCUUCUGUUGGAAAGUAGAUUACAUAGAUCAUUUAUCAAGUCAAUAAGCAUUUCUUGUGAACUUGUGAUUUCAUUACCCGCCUAUAAUAAGCUUUUCUAGAACUGCUUUCCAGCUGUUGAAGUUGUGUAUUUCAGAUUGAACCUUUACCGUGGCAUUGGCUUGUCUGUUAUUAUGUAAUAUAUCAAUCAAUUUCUGGAAAUUUCAUCAGCAGAACUUUUAUAUACGGUGUAGCACUGCUGUACGUGUAAAGCAGCAAGAAAGUAUGGUGUUGCUG
This is a messenger RNA of Rubroshorea leprosula, 1395 nucleotides long. The record is from the annotation of a GenBank genome assembly. Lineage: Eukaryota; Viridiplantae; Streptophyta; Magnoliopsida; Malvales; Dipterocarpaceae.